UGUGGUAAACAUUCUUUUCUUCCUUUACAAAAAUUAUCUUUCAUUCUUCUAUUAUCAUUUGCUAUUUUAAAAAUUGCAUUGAUAAGUCUUGAAAACUUUCUUGAUAUACACGAUUAUAGUUGAACAAGAAAAAACAGAAUAAAUUUCUAUUGCCAAAAACAAACUCUAUCUCUCUAUCAAUCUCUAUCUAAACAGUUUUUAUUUUCAAAAUCUUUUAGUUUUAUUAAAUCUCAUUAACAUCAUCAAAAACCAAAGUCCAGUUCCAUAUAUCUGCAUAUUGAAAGCUGAAAACAUGGGCUUUAAGGAUUUUCAACUCAAGAUAGCAAAGAAACUUAGGCUGAAAAAAUUUCUUGCCAAAAAAGAAGGAAACAAGAAGAGAGGAUCCGGAAAUGGAAAGAGGCUUUCAUGGCUGACGCCAAUAACUCAUGGAUACUACGUGGCGGAAGAAAGGCCAUCGAGAGGCGGUGGGGCCAGGCCACAAACUCCUCAAAAUAACAAGCUAGAAUGUGAUAAAGUGGUGGUGCAAAGGGAACAAGUGGAAGAACAAGAGUGGUGGUUUUAUGGUGUUUUUGACACCCGAAUUGGUGGUGGAGUUACCAAGUACCUGCAGACUCAUUUGUUCGAUAACAAUCUUAAUGAGUCACAGAUGAGGAGGAAAAGCAAAGAAACAUUGAAAAAGGCACAUGUCCAUGCAAAAGCUAAGGUCAGGGAAACAGAGAAACUAGAAAACUCCUGGAAAAUGGGUUCAGCUUCAGCAAUAGUCAUCAAUGGAGAGAAGCUAAUACUGUUAAACAUGGGUGAAUACAAAGCUGUAGUAUGCAGAGAUGGCGAAGCUUUCGAAAUUAACAGAAGGCAACAGCAAACAACAAAGCCACAUUGGUCACAUAAGCUCUUCCCAGUUGUAAGAAGAAUAGCUUCCGAUUCUGGAAAGGGAGCUGGAGCUGAUAAGCCUUCUAAAAGCUCGGAACUUGUUGUUGGUUCUGAAAAGAUUGAUCGCGAUACUGAGUUUGUUAUCCUAGCGAGUCCUGGCAUAUGGGAGGUAAUGAAGCAGCAAGAGGCAGUGAACUUGAUCAGACAUUUGGAAGAUCCACAAGAAGCUGCUGAAUGUUUAGCCAAAGAGGCUUUGACUAGAAUGAGCAAAAACAAUGUUUCUUGCCUUAUUAUUAAGUUUGAGUGAUGCAGAAAUGAGAAAGUUUGUGUAGAACUUCUAGCAUUUCUGAAUGAAACUACACUUUGAAUUUACAUACUUUGUUAUGAGCGAUUCCCAUUUACAGAACUGGGAAGUUAUCCAAUACAAAUUAGGAGUAAUAUAUUUAGCAAAUUAUUAUUGCUUUUUCAAGCAAUACUUCUGUAAGCUCAAGCUAGAAUCUCAUCAUUAGUUUUGGUAAAUGUCAAGAAAAAGAAUUGCUGGAUUACUACUUUUCUCUCU
Molecule: messenger RNA, 1429 nt
Organism: Lycium barbarum (goji berry)
Lineage: Eukaryota; Viridiplantae; Streptophyta; Magnoliopsida; Solanales; Solanaceae
Product: putative protein phosphatase 2C-like protein 44
Exons: 5
Coding region: 293-1177 (294 amino acids)
Biological process (GO): protein dephosphorylation
Cellular component (GO): cytosol; nucleus
Molecular function (GO): protein serine/threonine phosphatase activity
Source: RefSeq, a predicted model, not a curated record